AUGGCUGAAGUACAGCCCCAGGGUCUUCAAGACGCUCUCACGUAUUCUAAAGGGAGGGAUCAGAAACGACCACAACCACCUCCUCGAGAAGGGGAUAAGGGACAACCGCCUCACAAAGGCCGAACAAUCAUUCUUUGCUUCGAUGGCACCUCAAACGAAUAUAAUGGUACGAACACUAACGUGGUCCGACUAUUCUCAUGUUUUGAGAAACAUCACCCCAAGCAGCUCGUCUAUUAUCAGACUGGGAUAGGCACUGCAAUCAAAACACGCUUCAUGUCUAUUUCAAGAAUUUUUAACGUCAUUGAUCAAGGAAUCGCAUUUAAUUUAGGCGACCAUAUCUGCGAUGCAUAUCGCUUCUUGCAGCAGCAUUGGCGUGAGGGCGAUAAAAUAUGCAUCUUUGGGUUUUCUCGGGGUGCGUAUACAGCGCGUGCGUUGGCAGGAAUGCUUCAAAUUGUUGGCCUGCUAUAUUCCCCAGUUCCAGAGCAAGUCGAAUUUGCGUAUAAGCUCUAUAUAGACCUUGGUCGUAGUGCUGAUGCGAGCAAGCACCCGAGACACGAGUUUUCCCGACCCGUAACUAUUGACUUUCUUGGUGUUUGGGACACUGUUUCAUCGGUUGGAGUCCUCUUCCCACAAUCUCUGCCGUUCUCGCGGUCAUCCAAGACCAUCAAAGUUUUCCGCCAGGCGCUUGCUCUGGAUGAGCGACGAGUGAAAUUUAUUCCUUCGCCUUGGACACUUUCGGUCGAAGAACAGACGGAAUUAGGAAGGAAUAACUGGAUAAUUACCAGAUCCGCAAAAGACUUUGCUGCCCCAAAUUCGUCCACCUUUAGAAAUGUCCUGCACUGGUUCUUUGGCGUCCUCGAACUUUUACUGAAUAUCUUGGUCAUUUUGUUUCCCCCGCUUCUUGGGGGAAUAUACCUAUUCAACCAACUCUUCACCAGACCAAAGAUCACCAAGCCAAAGACGAGACUGAUUCCUGCUCAGUGCCUAAAGAAGGAACCACCGGAUGUCAAAGAGUUCGCUAUGCUAAGAGUUGCAUCAGAUAUUGGAGGAGGAAAUACGAAGGAUUUGGCCAAAGACCCUGAUUCCUCUAAGUUGUUGUAUGUCCCUACACUCUCGACCAUUACCCUCCGCUGGAUGAUUCGCGAGCUAUAUGAAGCGGACCAACAAUACAACUUGUGUAUUCGCUGGUUUCCUGUUCAACUCGCCCGCUUUGGGAUCUACUUGCCCACGGAUUCCCCUCUAACGAAUGAUCACGAUCAUUGCGAUUGUUACAAUCAUCGCAGUCAUGAUGGCGACCCUAAAUUCAUACCGACUCUACCCUCUGCCAAUCCCCCCAUGAGGGUCCACCAUGAAGUUACACCCUGGGUCACACAAAGACUUGGGGACGAUCCUCGACGAGCGGAAUUCAAAGACUGUCUGAAAUAUGACUCUGGUGUCCUCAUCGACCUUAAGUAUCAUGAAGCUGAUGUCAAGAGCGCCAUCGCGAACGAAUUCAAAACGUGGGAUCGCAUUUAUAAAGGAGUGAAGGAAUGGAAAGGUUUCCCCAAUCCUAAGCAAUUCUUAGAGUGGGUCUCUGCAAGUCUUGUAACCCUUUUGCUGAUGAUGCUGUGGUGGGCUUUGGAGCAUUGGCCAUACGUUCGGAUGACACGGCGUGAGACGAAUCACAUUUGGCGAUCUAGGUUCAAAAUGAAGUUCAAUUUUUUUUCAAGCCGAGAGAUCCCUUCACCGGCCACAAUGGUGGACCACCCGGAAUUAGAGGUGCCCGAGGACGCGAGGCCGGGCUGGAAAUCCUUCAUUGACAAUCGCAAAACGAUGCUUGUGCAUCAUUCAGUAGUCAAGAGGAAAAAAAUCAAGGGGUUGGGUUACCACCCGCGUCCUUGGAGGACUGGGGACAUUCCUCCUAAUGAGGACAUUCCUACUAAUUGGAAACUCACAUAUUAG
This is a messenger RNA of Cantharellus anzutake, 1941 nucleotides long. RefSeq lists its product as uncharacterized. The transcript has 9 exons. Lineage: Eukaryota; Fungi; Basidiomycota; Agaricomycetes; Cantharellales; Hydnaceae. Bases 1 to 1941 code for a protein of 646 amino acids. The record is from RefSeq and is a predicted model, not a curated record.